AUGGUGUUUCACAAAACUCCGACCAGCGUCAUCGGCCCCGAAGACACAAUCAUCCGCCCGAAAGAGGUGCAACGGCUUGACGCCGAGGGUGAGAUGGUGGUGGUAAUCAAAGACACCUGCAAGAACGUUUCCAAAGAAGACGCCCUCAACCACGUGCUGGGCUACACCUGCGGCAACGACGUCAGCGCCCGAGACUGGCAACAGAGAGACCGCCAGGAGAACAACUCGGACUGGUGCGAGCCAAGUCCGCAGACACCUUCUCGCCCAUGGGUCCCUGGAUUGAAACCGAUGCAGCGCCGGACAAACAGCAUCUGA
Molecule: messenger RNA, 315 nt
Organism: Geodia barretti
Lineage: Eukaryota; Metazoa; Porifera; Demospongiae; Tetractinellida; Geodiidae
Source: the annotation of a GenBank genome assembly